Molecule: messenger RNA, 1410 nt
Organism: Penicillium macrosclerotiorum
Lineage: Eukaryota; Fungi; Ascomycota; Eurotiomycetes; Eurotiales; Aspergillaceae
Product: putative zinc metallopeptidase
Exons: 1
Coding region: 1-1410 (469 amino acids)
Molecular function (GO): hydrolase activity, acting on carbon-nitrogen (but not peptide) bonds, in cyclic amidines
Source: RefSeq, a predicted model, not a curated record
AUGCCGCCGCCCAAAUUGAGCCAACCGAUUACUUCCAUCCAAGGGGUGAGGGUGGCUGGAUCCUCGUCCAUCUGGGACAUCAAUCUCCAAUGCCCAUCAAACUCCUCUCGAGGCACCAUCGCAUCCGUCACCCCGCAUGCGAAUUCCUUGGAUUGUUCUGAUCAACUUGAGUGUCCACUGGCCUUGCCAGCUUUGACACAUCCGCAUAUUCAUCUGGAUAAGGCAUUUGUCCACAAUGCACGUGAAUAUGUGGAUUUACUUCCCUGCGAAGGCACGUUUCAAGAAGCAUUGUCCUUCACUACGAAAGCCAAGCAGCAGUUUACGCUUCCUGAUAUUCUUAAGCGAGGCGAGUGGCUCCUGGCUGAAUCCGUCUCAUCUGGAGUCACGGCGAUGAGAGCCUUUGUGGAGGUGGACCAUACUGUCAACUUGACCUGUGUGGAUGCUGCCGUGACGCUGAAACGCCAGUGGCAGGAAGUCUGUGAGAUCCAGGUAGUGAGCUUUGCGCAAGAUCCUCUCUUCUCCACUCUCCAUGGCGAGGAGAAUAGAAGCCUAAUUGAAGAGGCGCUGGGGCGCUUCUCUGAGAUCGAUGUGAUCGGAACGACACCGUAUGUGGAAUCCACCGCCGAGGCGGCCAAAAGCAAUAUCGAUUGGGCAAUCGACCGUGCCAUGCAGCUUGACAAACAUCUUGAUUUUCAUCUUGACUACAAUCUGGACCCCAACCGGGAGGCGUUGCUCUGGCAUGUGCUGGAGGCCCUCCAGCAGCGUGGUUGGACCGCCUCCAGCACCCGGAGGAGAGUGAUGCUGGGCCACUGUACCCGCCUCACCCUGCUCACCGACGAAGAAUGGAGCCGCGCAGCACAAAUUAUCCGGGACCAGGACCUGCCGGUGAGCUUUGUCGGCCUGCCCACCAGCGAUCUCUACAUGGCCUCGCCGCCAGACCCGGUGAUCUCUCACCACCGACCCCGGGGCACCUUACGAGUGCCGGAGAUAAUUCGCCGGCACGGGCUGGAUGCCGUCCUAGGCGUCAACAAUGUGGGCAACGCCUUCACGCCCUGGGGGUCGGCAGACCCGUUGUUCCUCGCGUGUGUCGGUGUGGGCGUCUAUCAGGCCGGGACGCAGAGCGAUGCUGCCCUCCUGUACGAGUGUGUCUCUACGCGCGCGCGAGCUGCUAUUGGACUGGCUCCGUCGGACCCAAGUCUUGUCUUGCAGACCCAGGGAUCUGCUGAUCUCUUGCUGUUUAACAAUCACGACGAUACUGGCUGUGGUGUAUUCCGCCCACGCGCUAGCGUGGCUGAGGUCGUAUGGGAUCCUCCGGUGCGAUCCAACCGCCAUCUGAUUGUCAACGGGCGACGAAAAAUCCCCCAGCAGGGGUUGGCUUCAAAUACGGCGGUAUAUCGGUUUAGACACUGA